Messenger RNA from Caenorhabditis angaria, 930 nucleotides. Lineage: Eukaryota; Metazoa; Nematoda; Chromadorea; Rhabditida; Rhabditidae. The record is from the annotation of a GenBank genome assembly.
AUGUUCAAUUCUGAAAACAAUACUUGUGCCCCUUCACAUUUUGCCUAUUUCAUAUUUCAAACAUUAUAUAUGCUUCCAUUCGUUUUGAUUUAUCUUAAAUUCACCUAUCGAGUAAUUUUCAAAAACAACGAGAAGUAUUCCGACGCGUUCUUCACAAUUUAUUUGGUCGAUGGUGUUUCAAAUUUAUUUUACAUUUUGGGUGAUUUUGCGAUUCCUCGUGCAAUGGCUUAUAUCGAUAUUUAUUGCGAAUUUAUGAUGAGACACUUCACAAAGCCAACUUAUUUUUUAACACCGCAUUUCUUUUUCUACAUGUUUUUCCAAUUCAUGAAAUCAUUUUCGUUGGUUUUGCUGUGUCUUAAUCGAUAUACAAGUGUAGUGAAACCACUGGAGCAUAAACAUGUGAGUUGAUAAUUAAUUAUGUAUCUGUUGAGUUCAUUAUAUUAUUUGCAGUUUUGGAAGCGUCAUCUUCAUAAACUAAUCAUUGCUCAGAUUAUAUUAUCUGUAUUCUUCUCAUCUCCAACAUUAACAGGUCCAGCUUACACGCAAAUUUCAAUUAGUUAUGUUCAAGUUGUAUACGUUCAUAAUAUCCCAUAUAUUCGAACGUCCCUUUUUCGAAUUAUAACAAUAAUCCCAUCAAUAGCUUUCAUAGUUAUCUCAAACAUAAUUCUUAUGUCAAAGUUAUCAAAAGUCACGGAAAAUAUGAGAAAACUUAUAAUCACCACAAUAAUCAUGUCAAUCAGCCAAAUUCUAACACUUAUGACAUUUCUACUUGUUUAUUAUGUACCUGCGCAAUUCUGGUUGAAUUAUCCGAAUUUGAGUGCUGCGUAUUUGUUAUUAAGUCAAAUUACCAAAGAUGUUGAUAUGAUUAGUGGAACACUGUGUCUUUUGGUUUUGGAUGGACGAAUUAGAAGCACAAUAUUUUUGACAUAA